This is a messenger RNA of Carassius carassius (crucian carp), 1503 nucleotides long. It is a transcript of the gene ap3m1, whose product is annotated as adaptor related protein complex 3 subunit mu 1. The transcript is spliced from 9 exons. The record is from RefSeq and is a predicted model, not a curated record. Gene Ontology annotation, biological process: intracellular protein transport; endocytosis. Gene Ontology annotation, cellular component: cytoplasmic vesicle; clathrin adaptor complex. Lineage: Eukaryota; Metazoa; Chordata; Actinopteri; Cypriniformes; Cyprinidae. The coding region runs from base 139 to 1395 and encodes 418 amino acids.
CGAGUGUUUGUGUUUUAAAUCUAUUUUAAUAUAAAUUGGCGACAGGCUUAGAUUUGAACGCAUGACACAUCUGCCACAUUUGCAAGCGGGGAUCCUGCCUGAAAACAUCAAUCAAGACAGCUGUCUACAGCCCUCAUCAUGAUUCACAGCUUGUUUCUGAUAAACAAUGCUGGCGAUUUAUUCCUGGAGAAACACUGGAAGAGUGUCAUAAGCCGCUCCGUCUGCGAUUAUUUUUUCGAAGCACGAGAGAAGGCAGUGGAACCUGACAAUGUGCCUCCUGUCAUCCGCACCCCUCAUCACUAUCUCAUAAACAUCUACCGUGAGAAGAUCUUCUUUGUUUCUGUCAUCCAAACAGAAGUGCCUCCACUCUUCGUAAUAGAAUUUCUGCAUCGAGUCGCAGAGACAUUUCAGGACUAUUUUGGAGAAUGUUCUGAGACCACGAUCAAGGACAAUGUGGUCAUAGUCUAUGAGCUCUUGGAGGAAAUGUUGGAUAACGGCUUCCCCCUCGCUACAGAAUCCAACAUCUUGAAAGAACUCAUCAGACCUCCCACAAUCCUGCGGUCGAUGGUCAACACCAUCACAGGCAGUAGUAAUGUUGGCGAAACACUCCCUACUGGUCAGCUCUCCACUAUCCCAUGGAGAAGAGCAGGGGUGAAAUAUACCAAUAAUGAGGCUUACUUUGAUGUGGUGGAAGAAAUCGAUGCCAUCUUGGAUAAGUCUGGAACUACAGUCUUUGCAGAAAUCCAGGGGGUUAUUGAUGCUUGUGUCAAGCUCUCUGGAAUGCCAGACCUUACUCUCUCAUUUAUGAACCCCAGGCUCCUGGACGACGUGAGUUUUCAUCCUUGUGUCCGUUAUAAGAGAUGGGAAAGUGAAAGAGUUAUCUCCUUCAUUCCCCCCGAUGGAAACUUUCAGCUCAUGUCGUAUCACAUCAGUGCGCAGAACCUUGUAGCAAUCCCGGUAUAUGUGAAGCAGAACAUCAGCUUCUUUGAGACUGGAUCUUCAGGAAGAAUGGACAUCACUGUGGGUCCUAAGCAGACCAUGGGAAAGACUGUGGAGUGUUUGGUUGUGACCGUACACAUGCCAAAAGUGGUUCUCAGUGCCAACCUCAAUGCAACUCAGGGAACCUACAACUAUGACCCCGUCACAAAGAUUUUGGUGUGGGAUAUAGGGAAACUUAACCCCCAGAAGCUGCCCAAUCUGAAAGGAAGCCUAAGUCUGCAGUCUGGAGCUCCUAAACCAGAGGAGAACCCGAGUCUGAACAUUGACCUGAAAAUCCAGCAGCUAGCCAUCUCAGGACUGAAAGUCAACCGUCUAGACAUGUACGGAGAGAAAUAUAAGCCAUUCAAGGGUGUGAAAUAUGUGACCAAAGCUGGGAAGUUCCAGGUCAGGACAUGAGGCCAGCUGCGGAGAAUCACAAGCAUAUGCCAAAAGUUUAUUAGAGGUGCCAUUCAGGAUUGCAACCUUGUGCACAAUCUCCCUUAUUUUGUUAAAACGUGGCAGUUA